Molecule: messenger RNA, 2311 nt
Organism: Oncorhynchus kisutch (coho salmon)
Lineage: Eukaryota; Metazoa; Chordata; Actinopteri; Salmoniformes; Salmonidae
Product: cerebellin-4
Exons: 3
Coding region: 278-889 (203 amino acids)
Cellular component (GO): synapse
Molecular function (GO): protein binding
Source: RefSeq, a predicted model, not a curated record
CUCAGACUGAACCCUUCAUGCCAGCCUCAUGCAGCCAUCUAUUUUGUAUUUUUAACUCAAUCACAAACAUAAUCUAAAUGAUAAAAAUGAGACAAAGAGAAAAUCCUCGGGAUGUUAAUUUCCAUCAGUUGUUGUCAACAUUUGAAGUCGUUGCUUUCUUUCACCAAUAUAGCAUACUGCUGGAUCCAAGAAAAUAAUCGUAUCGCGUCAGAAGCGUCUGCGACGGGGGACCAAAGAGGAGGACGUGGAAUUUGAUACAGAGAGGGUCUUUUUUAAAAUGGUGCUGUUAGGGUUGUUGGACAAUGCGAUGGUAAAAUAUAUUGUUCUUAUGUUUAGUUUGGCGUUGAUCUCUGAGUUUGUGGGAGCUCACAAUGACACGGAGCCUAUAGUCCUGGAGGGCAAAUGUCUUGUGGUUUGCGACUCUAAUCCGACUACGGAUUGGAAGGGCUCGUCCUCUCCUCUAGGCAUUUCGGUGCGCGCGGCAAACUCCAAGGUGGCUUUUUCUGCGGUCCGGAGCAACAAUCACGAACCGUCGGAGAUGAGUAAUAAAACAAGAAUCAUUUACUUCGACCAAGUUCUUGUGAAUAUAGGCAACUAUUUCACUUUGGAGUCUGUGUUUUUGUCACCCAGAAAAGGGAUCUACAGUUUUAAUUUUCAUGUUAUAAAAGUGUACCAGAGUCAGACUAUACAGGUGAACUUAAUGUUGAAUGGGAAACCUGUCAUCUCAGCUUUUGCGGGUGACAAAGACGUAACUCGAGAGGCAGCCACCAAUGGAGUUCUGCUCUUUUUGGAUAAAGAGGACAAGGUCUACCUUAAACUGGAGAAGGGAAAUCUAGUUGGCGGAUGGCAAUAUUCUACAUUCUCUGGUUUCCUUGUUUUCCCACUGUAAAAAAAUAAGAAGAAAGCCCCACCGUUCAAAUGACUCUAUCAACAAUGUACUGUCACUGUAUAAUCAAAACAUUUCUACAUCAGUUGGAUCUAGCCAAAGGAUGGAUAAUAUCAUGUUCCGUGUUCAUGGAUUACAACAGAGAGAAGAAAAGAGACAUUGAAAAGCUUUGAUGUUUUAUGGAAAUGGGAAUCCCUCUGAAAUGCAAUACUGCUCAAAAAAACUACUUCAACAGACGAACAUGCGUUCACAGCAAUUCUUCACACACAAACGUAAUAGUCGCAGAAUAUGUUUAGCAUAGCAUCUUUUGAAAUUCGUUUUUUCUUAGCAAGUGUGGCAUACAUGGUAUUUAGCAGUGACAGAUCCUGUGUCAUCUGAUUAUACAAAAAGCUGUGAUUGAGUAGGACUGCAUAGAAGACCCAGGUCGUUUCAGACAGCACAUCACCAGUUUGUUUUGUCUGGCCAUUCCCAUGUGUAUCUCAUUGCUAGACCAGCUCUGGCCACUAAACAAUCGGCUGUCUGAACCAUAAUGGAGCAACGAACUUGUUUCUGUAGGUGUGAGAAACACUUUUUGGUGUGUUAGGGAAUUACUGACAAAUUGGGGUACAAUGUGCCCAACGUUUGCAGACAGAUGAACACAAUGCAGUUUAAUUGCAGGCAUAGCCUUUAGCCUUGUAUACAUAUAUACACAGUAUUUUAUAAGUCUAAACAGAUGUUGUAGAUGCAAUAUUUUAAUUUGAACUGAGAAGCAAUGGAAGCUCAAGUUGAUGCUCAAGAGUUGGAAACUGCAUUAGUUAUGGUCUUUUGAUGUCACUAUUGACCUCCCUCAUCACAGCCUAUGCUGCUGGCCAUGUCUAUACCUGUCUGUGGUCAGUCACAUGUCAUGUGUUUGUUUGAACUUCGACCUAUGGGUACACCCGUGGAGUCAUGUGCAAUGCUUCAUUGAAGAGAUCACAAUGGCAUAUGUUAACACUUUUUAAAAACAUUUUAUGCACAUUAAUUUAUUGAAUAUUUACACAUUAAUUCAUUUAUAAUAGCUUGGUGAAUUUAAAUGCUUAUUUAAGUGAAUGACCAAAUUUGGCAUUUUACAUCCAAUGAUUUCAAUUUGUUAUGUUAUCAAUGACUGCCACAUGACCUGUGGCACCUGCAAAGUAUCUGAGAUUCCUUCUUACCAUUUGUAUACAGCCGGUGCAUUCUCACAAUAUUUUAAACAUUUGGGAGAUUUGGAAAGGGAAUUAUUCUAGCCAAUCUAUCAGCAGAUGAAAUGUAAAAGAAAUAAGGUGUGCGUGAAACAACUGGAGACAAUUUCUACACAAACUUAAUCUCACUCACAUUCUUGAACCUUUCCCCUUGAAUACAAUUAGGGAAAGAAUCUAGCUAGCCAUUUAGCAUUUAUGGAGCAGCUGUGGUGUUCACUCUUGACCU